Monoraphidium neglectum is the source of this 525-nucleotide messenger RNA. RefSeq names its product acetyl-CoA synthetase. The coding region runs from base 1 to 525 and encodes 174 amino acids. The record is from RefSeq and is a predicted model, not a curated record. The transcript is spliced from 6 exons. Gene Ontology annotation, biological process: acetyl-CoA biosynthetic process. Lineage: Eukaryota; Viridiplantae; Chlorophyta; Chlorophyceae; Sphaeropleales; Selenastraceae. Gene Ontology annotation, molecular function: acetyl-CoA synthetase activity.
AUGCGGACAGUGUACAAGGACCACGAGCGCUUCGAGCAGACCUACUUCAGCGCUUUCAAGGGUUACUACUUCACGGGCGAUGGGUGCCGCCGCGACGAGCAGGGUUACUACUGGAUCACCGGCCGCGUGGAUGACGUCAUGAACGUCAGUGGCCACAGGAUUGGGACGGCCGAGGUUGAGAGCGCCCUGACCAGCCUGGACCAGUGCACUGAGGCCGCAGUCAUCAGCGUGCCCCACGACGUCAAGGGCGAGAGCGUGUACGCCUUUGUGACGCUCAUGGACGGCGUGCCCUCGGACGACGCCAUGAAGAAGGCGCUGUCGGCGGCCGUGCGGUCCCAGAUCGGGUCCUUUGCCGUGCCCGACACGAUUCACUGGGCCCCGGGGCUGCCCAAGACCCGCAGCGGGAAGAUCAUGAGGCGGAUCCUGAGGAAGAUCGCCAUGGGGCGCUUCGAAGAGCUUGGAGACAUCUCUGCGCUGGCAGAGCCGCAGGUGGUGGAUGUGCUGAUCAAGCUCAGGGGCGCGUAA